This is a messenger RNA of Aspergillus novofumigatus IBT 16806, 2140 nucleotides long. RefSeq lists its product as uncharacterized. The transcript has 2 exons. The record is from RefSeq and is a predicted model, not a curated record. NCBI's taxonomy places the organism in Eukaryota, Fungi, Ascomycota, Eurotiomycetes, Eurotiales, Aspergillaceae. Bases 1 to 2022 code for a protein of 673 amino acids.
AUGAAUAUUGCCAACAUUCGGCGAUCCCGAAAGAUAUCCAAGGUCGAGGCGAAAGAACUUUCGCUGGAUCAUAUUACAAUAUACAAAGAGUCAAGAUUGGAUACUUGUUCAGAAUUAAAACCUUCUGUGUCAUUGGAUUGCAAUAGAAAUCAAGAAGAUUUCGUCCGGAACUGUCCCUGCCAAAUAAAGACCCUCUGCAUGGCGCUGUCACUCAUGUUUUGUGCCGCCCUCAUAUGGCUCGGAUACCUGCCUUUGGAGUGUAUAUCUGGUAUUGCAACUCGUCAGGUUUCAGCUUCUACCUCCAAUACGACAGAAGUGUUGGAGGUCUUUCAAGUGUACCAACCUGUUUCGACCACUGGAGGCGCAGAUUCUGCAUGCAAUGAUGAGAUACUUCUUAUGGAUCAUGUGUUUGCCUAUAGCUAUGGCAAACCUUUUGUAGGAUAUUACAAUCCACCCAAAUGCAACUUCGACACGGUUCGAAUAAACCUCACUGUGACCUCUAGAGGUCGACAAUAUGAUCGAUUGGCGAUCAUGUACCUUGGGGAUGCAGAGGUAUUCCGUACAUCGACAGCUGAACCAACUACAAAUGGGAUUGUCUGGACAUACAUUAAGGAGAUGUCUCAGUACAAUGCACUGUGGAAAGAACGACAAAAGCUAAUCUUUGAUCUGGGCAAUCUGAUAUCUGACGUCUACACAGGCAGUUUCAAUGCCACACUUACUGCCGUCUUCUCCCAACGGGGCACUACUAUUAGAACAGCGGACAUGAUUCUGCCGAUAUCAGCGUGCAAAUCAGCGUCUAAUGCAUCGAGUGCCUUGAUUGUGCCAUCAGACAAUGUAGAAAUAGCCUACCGAUUGCCCUCCAACACUGCCCGUGCUAUUGUGUCGAUUUCUGCAUGUGGACAGUCCACAGAGGAAUUCUGGUGGUCUAAUGUGUUCUCACCCGACACAGAAUCAUUCGUCAACACGGUUGGCGAACUCUACGGGUAUUCCCCCUUUCGUGAAAUUCAGCUCUAUAUCGACGGUCUGCUUGCUGGGGUCAUCUGGCCAUUUCCAAUUAUCUUCACAGGGGGCGUCUCGCCCGGCUUCUGGCGUCCAAUAGUUGGAAUUGAUGCUUUUGACCUGCGACAGCCCGAGAUAGACAUCUCACCAUUUCUCCCUCUUCUGACUGAUGGGCGAGAACAUUGUUUUGAAAUAAAGAUCGUGGGCUUGGAAAUUCAAGCGAACGGAACUGCCAGACUUUCUGAUUCUGUCGGCUCUUACUGGGUGGUCACGGGAAACAUCUUUUUGUACCUUGAGGGGGAUGCAUCGUAUUCAAGAACUGAUCAAUGGAAGAAGGUGCCUCAAAUAACCGCGCCGACACCACAGUUUACAAUUACACGACUUCUCACCAAAGAUGAGACAGGCGUUAACGAUACACUCUCGUACUCUGUUGUUGCUGAAAGGACUCUCAGUAUCACCUCAACCCAAUUCACUUGGCAUCAGUCCUUGAAGUACUCCAAUUCGGGUCUGCUAAACCAGCAAGGAUUGAGCCAAGCGAAUCACCAACUCACAUCCGGGAAGAUAUCAGCUGCAGAAAUUGGAGUCAACGGAUCUACUGAUGAUCUGGCCUUCGAGUAUCCUUUAUUUGUCAACACAACUUACGGUAUAACUGACACUGAGCUCACCAUAAACGCCCAUAUGGAUAGAGGUCUUGAUAUAGCGGCGACAGGGGUCACUGGUAUCUCUACCUACACCUUAACUUCGGGCCCGUCGAGAUUGCACACCAGGCAAUGGGGCAGCGCAUUCUACCAUUCAGUCACAGGUGGCGGGUCGACAUCUGCUGGAGAUACAACUGAUGUUUUCGAGAGCAUCGCUGAACAAUCAUAUCACAGAAACGUCCGUGCUAUCAAUGCAAGUGUCGUCUCAGAUACAGAUGUCCGACCACAGACUACUUCACUUCAAGCCAUUCAGGAUGUUCUGUUAUCACCAGGCAGAGACAGCGUGAAAAGCAUCAUCGGAAGAGGGCCUGGAGGGAAGAAUUAACACUCAAUGUGAAGCUACUCGGAGGGCAGGUAGACCUAGAUGCAAUAUCUCACUUCCAAGCACUGAUAGAGCUGAAUGGAACAUUACUUUCCUACAUAUCUUUUGUACUUAAUUAAUU